Molecule: messenger RNA, 678 nt
Organism: Iphiclides podalirius (scarce swallowtail)
Lineage: Eukaryota; Metazoa; Arthropoda; Insecta; Lepidoptera; Papilionidae
Source: the annotation of a GenBank genome assembly
AUGACGGAAAAUUCUGUGGUUAAAAUACCGAACGGCAUAACGAAUUUCGCCAAAUUUUUUUCAAAAAUGGUUCAGAAAGGACCUCGACCUUUAGUACUUUGCGGCCCAUCUGGAUCUGGCAAAAGCACUUUGCUAAAACGCUUACUGAAAGAAUUCCCAGAUAAAUUCGGUUUUAGCGUUUCACACACUACUAGAGCUCCACGUCCAGGAGAAAAAGAUGGUAUACAUUACCAUUUUACUGAUAAAAAUGAAAUGAUGGCAGCUGUCGAAAAGGGGGACUUCAUUGAAACAGCAACAUUCAGUGGAAAUAUGUAUGGAACUAGUAAACAUGCGGUUGAACAAGUUCGCCGUACUGGCAAGAUCUGUGUCCUUGAUAUUGAAAUGGAAGGAGUGAAACAAAUAAAGCAAACUGACCUAGAUCCACUUUUAGUGUUUGUAAUGCCGCCAUCAAUUGAAGAGCUUGAGAGGCGUUUACGUGCACGCAAUACUGAGCAAGAGGAAGCUUUACAAAAGAGAUUAGAAACAGCCCGACGUGAAAUUGAAUUUGGACAGCAACCUGGAAAUUUUCACACUAUCAUUCUCAACGACAACUUAGAUAAAGCAUAUUCAGAGCUCAGUGAAUUCAUUACUCAAAAUAUUCCAGAAAAAGCUGAAGAAUCAAACAGCAUAAAUGAAAAC